This is a messenger RNA of Cyanistes caeruleus (blue tit), 4391 nucleotides long. The record is from RefSeq and is a predicted model, not a curated record. Lineage: Eukaryota; Metazoa; Chordata; Aves; Passeriformes; Paridae.
CGCGCACGUGUGCGGGGUGGGGGGGCCCGGUCCGCGCUCCCCGCGGUGGAUGGUUGGGUCCCUGUCCGUCCCCUUCUCCCCCUCCCGCCGCCGGGGCUCCGAGCCGAUCCUCUCUCGUUGUCGCGCAGCCCCCCCGCCGCCAGUCCUCCCCCUCUCACCGCCAUGGCCGACGAGCUCGACUUCACCACGGGCGAUGCCGGCGCCUCCUCCACCUACCCCAUGCAGUGCUCGGCGCUGCGCAAGAACGGCUUCGUGGUGCUCAAGGGGCGUCCCUGCAAGAUCGUGGAAAUGUCCACCUCCAAGACUGGCAAGCACGGCCACGCCAAGGUUCAUUUGGUUGGUAUUGAUAUCUUCACUGGUAAAAAAUAUGAAGAUAUUUGCCCAUCAACUCAUAACAUGGAUGUUCCAAAUAUCAAGAGGAAUGAUUACCAGCUGAUAGGCAUUCAGGAUGGGUAUCUCUCCCUGCUGACAGAAAGUGGUGAAGUUCGUGAGGAUCUAAAGCUGCCAGAAGGGGAUCUUGGCAAAGAAAUAGAAGGAAAAUUCAAUGCCAAUGAAGAUGUGCAGAUAUCUGUCAUAAGUGCAAUGAAUGAAGAAUGUGCUGUAGCCAUAAAGCCUUGCAAGUAAAGAAGAUUGCCAGGCUCGGGCAACUGCUCAGGUCUGGACAAACCACAGAUCUAUAAAUUUGGUCCUUAUUGUCACCAAAGCUCUGGCCUUCACAAGCAACCUCAUUUCCUUUUUGAAUUGUUAAAAAGCAGUGCUGGAUUCUGGAUUAGUGUUGCAGGCUAACUGGCAGUUUUCAAAAUCACUGAGAUUUUAAUUCCUUAAUUGUAACUAUUUUAACAUUCCUGUGGGUUUCAGCUAUGGAUCUAAGAAACCAAUCAGGUGUUACUAGUGGAUAUAUUUUUAUUUGCUUGAGCAAAACAGUGUUUGUCUGUAUGAACAGACAAAAUACAGUAUUCAGGGGCUUUUAGAUAAGCUGGUAGAUAUCUAGGAUUAUAAAGUGACCUAGAGCACAAAUAGUAUUUUUCUUGACAUCUUUAGGUAGAACUGACAAUAAAAGUAGCUUUUUUUUUUUCUUUCCUUUUUUUAAAGCUUAAGUACUUUGUGGAUUGGGACUCUUGCAGAACUGUAGGUGCCAAUCACAAGUUUUAGACCAAGAAACUCAAGUGAUCAGAAAUGCCAGCUGGCUUGACCAAGCCCCAGUGGCCAUGUGCAACUAAACUGUAUUACCUCUGUUUUCUUCUUUGCCAACUUGUUGGCUUAUUGUAACGAUAAAAUGGUUUAAAAAAAAAGCCUACCUGUGGUUUAGGCAGGCCGUUGGAAUAUUGAGUAGAUAAGACAUAGAUAGGUCAAGGGGACACAAAGGUGAGAAUGGAUGUUAAAGCUAUAGACUUUCACUCGAGGCCUUUGUCAGACUUGAAAAAUAAAAUAGAAAAAUGCAGUUCAAUUGCUUUCCUUUAUUAUAUUUAUCUUAACUAUAAAAGGGUGACAAACUCAUGGGAAUCUGUUGCAGUGCUUCCAGCUUUAGGUUUUAACCUUCAGGUUCAGACCAUAUUUUUGUAGCACAGGGACCACACGUUUUUCAGAAAGUGGGACAAACUGUAGCAUUGAGCCUAAACUAAAUGCAUGUGAUUCUUUUUUAAAAAAAAAUAAAACUGUUGUAUUUUCAAGACAUAAACUUGACAGACAAUACCGAACAACCAUGGCUUCACUAUAAAAGUAAAUAACUUGCUACCUAGUUAGGGAAGCUGGCUCCUGUCCUGGGGAGUUCUGAGUCAUAGCAACACACAUGCAUGCCUCUUAACUAUUUAGUAGCUUAACAAGGCUUCACAGCAAUAGUUAUGGAAGGAUAAUUAGCCUGCUCCUGUGUAAGGCAUUCAGCUUGAAUUCUAAGAUUUGGUGACUCUUCAUGAGUAGGGAAACUUCCUUAGUCCACGGCUCAGACCUCUCUUCACAGUUGAUAAAUUGUUUCAUGAACUUGCCUUAAUGCUCAGUGGCUGAUGAAGGAUGACACAGAAGCUGCCCCGGACAGCACGCACAAUUCACACUACUUGGCAGCCAGAGUUGGACUUCAUGCUGCUCUUAACUGCUUAAAAUGUUUUCAGCUUCAUAGUUUCUACUCUCUAGUCUCCAGAAGGCUUGUGGCAACUGUCACAAGCUGCCCUUGGUCACGCUGGGGCAGGGCCUAGCAAACCUUGGAGGUGUAAUGCAGGUGGCAAAAACAUGCGUUGUUCCCACACCAGGGAGAGCAGUACCAGUGAAGGUAAAGACAGCAAUAAAUACACUCUGGUAAUGAAGCACAGCUACCUGGGACACCUAGCAGAGGUAGGACCUGCCCACACGCUCUUGCCUAGCACAAAACGUGUUGCAGGUGAACUCUUAAAAAUAGCACCUUGACUGAAAUGGCAAAACUGCUUUGAAAAGGAGCUCUAGCUUGAAAUGCUUCCAGAAUAGCUCUGAAGUGGAUGUGGAAUAGUUCGGGCUAGUCCACACUGUGCUCCCUCCUGCCUCUCCAUCAAGCUGGUACCUGGAAGUCAGGCUUUGUUGGCUUUGGAGGUGUCUGUAACCAUUGCUGAUGAUGCUGACAGCAAGCUGAGCUGUGUGGUGUCACACGGGAAGUCACAGGUUGCUACGUCAAACUAAUGCAAGUUCUAUCACCAUAGUACAAAUACUUCCAAUACGCUUGAGAACUACAAGACUUGAAUUUGUCCCUGCUCUGGUAGAGCUUUAGUCUAUUUUCAGGUUCCUGUCUGUCCUCUAAAACCGUUUUGGAAGACAGGUACUCGAUGUCACUGGCCCACAAUCUGAGCAGUUACUUGGACUAAGCUCUCUGGGACCAGGGCUGGAUUAAGUCCUGAUCCCACAAGUGGAGUCCUGGCCUGACUGGAGUUUUCAGGUACUACAGUAAUCUAAAGAUAGAGGUUUCAUGACCUCCAGCUUGCUGGAAGAGUCCUCCUUGGGACUUUCAGAUGUCCUUCUAUUGCAACCUUCAGUUCUGCAAGAUUUAAAUGAUUAAGUACUUCAUUAUAGGUUUGUUCUUAUAUACUUAGUUGUCUUUGUGAAGCACUUCAGGCACCAUGGAAGUGCAGAGCAUCAUGCAUGAAGUUUCCCAUAGGUACAUAAGCAUGUCUUAAAGCAUAAUCUCCAAGUUUCAGUAAGGUUAAAAGUUGCUUCUAAAUUAAAACAUGUAUUUGAGGCUUUUUUUUUUUUCUCCAAAGUAAGACGCUUCAGUUUCCUGACAGAAUCGUUGCAACAAACUUUGUGAUCAGUAGUCCAUAGAGAUGUGUAUUUUUAAUAUCCAUAACCAAGUGCUUAGGGAAGUUCUCCUUUCAUAGCUUUACUUUAAAACAAAUCUUACCGGUGUAUUUGUUCUGUAUUACUGUCUUAACACUUAAAUUGUGUCAAAACCAUAAACUACUUAUAGCUGAUGGCAAUUGCUUAGAGUAAAGCCUGUGAACACAGGGAGGUGGUGAGAGGUAUUUCCACUCCAAAUAACAUGGUUUUGUAUGACUCCUGUUCAUUGAGUUUCUCUUACUACUUCACACAAUUGGAAAGACUGCAGUGUUUCCUGCCUCAAAUGUUGGCAAAUAAUACUUUAAGAAUUCAACAGAUCCUUCUAAUUUUUGCUUAUAAUGGUGGUUUUUCAACUGGGCUCUUGCUGGUUGAGCCAUGUUCUCAGGGCUGUUUUUUUUAAGCUGAAGUUCAUUGUUUCUCUUGCAGGUUUUUCUAAUCCGAAGUGUACCCAGAAACGGUGCACGGUCUGUAGUUUCACAAUACAGAUAAUUUUACAUAAUCUGUAAAGAAGUCAAGUUUGUUGACAGUUCUAACUCUUAUGGUUACUGCAGGUCAGUCUCACAAGAAUUCAAAAUUCAAUAAAUCCCACUAUUUUAUUUUAUUUUUUUUUUCGGUUGAGUAAUUAGAAUGUAGUUUGUUACAGUAGACUUCAGGCUAUAAAGAGACCUUGUUCAGGAUAUCUCGAGUACCUGCUGGGAAUGUUACCGAAGGCGCGGAUCCUGGAGCGAUCGGCAGCUCAGCACGGGGUGGUCGGAGGCUCUCCAGCACCUGCACUGUGGCCCUGCAGUGUUUGGCAUCCGGGAGUGACUUGGUUUGUUGAACUCCGAGGAAAUGUUUGCUGUGCUUUGCUGUAUCGCAGAACCCCUUUUGUCCUGUGCUGUGUGUUGUAAGCGAACCCGGCUGCUGCUGCUCCCGGAGCUCCACGGCCUCCACGGCUUUUAGGAACCCACCCUGCGAGCCGGGCGCCGCAGCAGCUCCGGUGUCUGUUUGGGAAGCUCUGUUACUGUUCUCAACACCGUGGAAACGAUCAGGGGAAAGAUUUGUACGUGUGUGUGUGUUUUGCUCCAGAAACAAUAAAGGUGUCAGUGCUGUGGGGA